GAAAACACACACUCGCAUGCACGCACGCACGCGCGCACACACAAACAGCGCGAGAAGGCGAGCGGGGGGGGGGAAAAGUGUUAAAAGUCCCCGGCCGCGCGCGCACGACCGGAGCGAGCACGCGAGCACGUUCCCUCCUCGCGCUUUUCUGACUGUUGUUGUUUUUGUCGUUGCGGCGCGUCGCGCGCUUGAUUUCCCGCACUUUUCUUUCUCGUUCCUCGCAGAAAACAAACAAACAAACAAAUAAACGGCGAUUUCUCCUCCUCUCCGCUCCGGACGCGCGCGCUCCCGUCGCGUGAACAAGUUUACGCCCCCCAGCGAGUCGGUUUCUCUCUCUCUUCGUUUUUUCUUUCCUGUUCUUUUCUUUUAUGAAUGGACGGAGGACUGAACGCCGUCCAGGGCGAGUCUCGCGACUUUGGAUUUACUCUCUGAGCAGAACUACAGAAGAGGAGGGAAAGCGCUGAGAUCACGGACUUCAGAUGUGUUCCCGGUGUGCCGGAGAGUCCCCUCUUCAGAGCACAGAUGGAGACGAGAGCUCAAAGUGGCGGCAGCACCGGGUCGCCGGAAGGUGGCGACGGCGAGGAGGCUCGGGAGGCCCUGGUGCUCCCGCUCCACCAGAUCCGGACCAUUCACACCAACAAUGAGUACACAGAGGGGCCGGUGGCCACCUCAGGCUACUCUCGGACUGUGGACUUGCAGCCCUCUGGUCCCUCAAUGGAUGAGAGGGCAGUGCAGGAUGGUACCAUGCCUCGGGAAUCGGAGGACUUUCAGUAUGCUCAGAACUCUAGGGACUUUCAGGAUUCUCGGGACUCUAGGGACGUUCAGGACUCUAGGGACUUUCGGGAUUCUUCACAGGGUGCCCGCUCUCCCCAGAGCGCUGCAAGUCGGUCCACAAGUGGCACCAGCGAGGGCUCUUGCAGCAACUCCUCAGAGCAAAGGCUUCUAGGAAACAUAAGCAGGACACCAGGUGAGCCACCCGCAGUAGUGCGAGUGCAGCCCAAGCGAUCAGAAGCAAAGCAAGAGGAGUUGAAGCCCCUGAAUAUGGUUUCUGGUAGUGGGAAGCAGCACUUGCAGUGCUGUGAACAUUGCCACCGAUGCAUUUGUGAAAACUGCAGGAGCCCAAGGCCACUCCCAUCCUGCUGGGUCUGUGGACGGAGAUGCCUGUGUUCGGCCGAGUCAUCUGUUGACUACAUCACCUGUGUCUGCUGCCUCAAGGCCCUGUUCUACCACUGCUCCACUGACGACGAGGACGUCUGUGCCGACAAGCCCUUCUCCUGCCACCAGUCGCACUGUUGUGUGCGCUGGUCGGCUGCUGGUGCACUGGCACUCAUCCUGCCCUGCUUGCUGUGUUAUCUCCCUGCCCGAGGCUGCCUGGCACUCUGCCAGGCCUGCCACAACCGUGCCCACCGGCCUGGAUGCCGCUGCAAGGACACACACGUUUCACGCUGCAAAAAGAAUAUUAAGUAAAAAAUGGGGCAUGACUCUUGAUUUUCUGCCUUUCCUUGACAUUGUAGUUUUGGCACUGUAAACCGAGAGAGGUGACAGACUGAGAAGAACGGUGUUUGAAGUUGUUUGUUUCUUUUUGUUUGUCCCUCCUUGUCAUCAAGGGGGUAUUUCCCAAAACAGGGAUUUUUCAGUAAAGCUGGACAAUUUAAGCCAAGAGUAAGAAUUAUCCAAUAGGAUUGACCUUUACCUCUCUCUCUUAGUAAAUAGGCUUGAUUUAGGGUUUAAGCUGUCUGGCUAACUGUCAAAUCUUGCUUUGUGAAACAUCCCCCACGUUCAGCUAGCACUUCCACAGAGUGUAAUGGUCUUUUCCUUCUUUAUCCUAUCUUUAUGUUACACGGAAGUCCAGGAUGUUAGCAAUAAUGACAUUCAGUAACACGACUGAUAGCGUUUUUCAGACUAACCUUUGUGAAUAGCACCCACAAAGUUUGUGAAUUAGCAAAUUACCGUUUCUCAGAGAUCUUUUAUUUUUGUACAUAUAAUAUUUCAACUGUGAAAAGCAGUGUGCCAAAACAGAGGCACCUUGACAGAUCUUUAUAUAUGAAACAUAUAUAAUACGUAUUUAGCGUUGUACAUUCAUUUUGAAUGUAUGUCAAUCAUUUUUAUAAAUAUCUUUGCCUUACAGAAGCCUUACCUGAAUUAUCCCCCCAGCUAUACUUGUAAAAUUGUACAGUGACCCUCAGAAAAAAAAAAAACCUUUAUUUUCUAAUUUCAACACGUUGUUUAGUGUAAAGAAUAUUUAUUUGAAGUUUUAUUAUUUUAUAAAGAAAUAUUUAUUUCAAGAGCAUCUUAUAGGUAUCACCCUAACUUUUUGAGAGAGAGAGAGAGAGAGAGAGAGAGAGAGAGUACAACAAAUGUUCUUGUUGCUGCCAAUAAGAUUGACAAGGGUGUCAUGUAUGAUGCAUAUGUUCACUAUAAAUUAGAAAAUAUAUUAACGUUUUUUGAAAUCAAA
Molecule: messenger RNA, 2455 nt
Organism: Pygocentrus nattereri (red-bellied piranha)
Lineage: Eukaryota; Metazoa; Chordata; Actinopteri; Characiformes; Serrasalmidae
Gene: spry2
Product: sprouty RTK signaling antagonist 2
Exons: 2
Coding region: 523-1467 (314 amino acids)
Biological process (GO): negative regulation of MAP kinase activity; negative regulation of Ras protein signal transduction; multicellular organism development
Cellular component (GO): cytosol; membrane
Source: RefSeq, a predicted model, not a curated record